Molecule: messenger RNA, 468 nt
Organism: Aspergillus alliaceus
Lineage: Eukaryota; Fungi; Ascomycota; Eurotiomycetes; Eurotiales; Aspergillaceae
Product: Ctf8 family protein
Exons: 1
Coding region: 1-468 (155 amino acids)
Biological process (GO): mitotic sister chromatid cohesion
Cellular component (GO): Ctf18 RFC-like complex
Source: RefSeq, a predicted model, not a curated record
AUGCCAACAAUUCCGCUCCAUCCACACAUCUCCUCUUCCACCUCUCUGGUCAAUCCCCUCCCCCAGCUUCUGCAGACUCCCUCUGGCCUCGCAAUCCUCGAACUCCAAGGUACAAUCAACGUCCCAUCUCAAGAAUUCGAAACAGGAUCUACAACCCCAACCAGCGAUAGCCAUGACCCUUCAAUCGCCACAUUCGAGACCCCAGUCGGCAAGCUCAUGUUCCCUGACUAUUCGCCGCAAACGACUGCGCCCGAUGACACGAAAUGGAUGAAGAGGGUCUAUCUGUAUGUUGGGAGAUACCAGCGCUUGACAGGGGAGGUAAAGAAGCUAUCGCAGCCUAUUGCUUUGGUCCAACGACGGCAGAAGGAGACCACCUCUGACUCGGAGGACGAGGAGCUAGAGAUCGUCGAGAUUAUCAAGUAUAGGCUGUUCUUCAAGAAUCGCCCCGAGCCUGUCAAUGAUAGCUGA